Messenger RNA from Oncorhynchus gorbuscha (pink salmon), 1935 nucleotides. RefSeq lists its product as uncharacterized. The transcript is spliced from 13 exons. Bases 259 to 1935 code for a protein of 558 amino acids. The record is from RefSeq and is a predicted model, not a curated record. Lineage: Eukaryota; Metazoa; Chordata; Actinopteri; Salmoniformes; Salmonidae.
AGCGCGAGAGUACCUGCUACUUUUCACUUGCUACUUUCCACUAUGCGCGGUGCGGUGAAGCAAACCCACCGCUCUUGACGCCCCUACUGUAUAUCUGGUGCGGUUAUCUCUCGCUGUGUGCACAGUGCUACAGUUGUAGUUCUUAAAGGUGUUUGAAUUCGACUCUCGUAUAGGCUACCUAUUUUAAUGAAUGAUUGGGAUUGCCCCAACGUUUAUUUUCAAAUAAUUUACGUUUAAUGCAAGACGUAUAGUUUCUUCAUGGCGUCUCAACAGCAGUCAAGAAUUCAGUCCUAUCUGGAGAAAAAUAAAAUUGGACCGCUGUUUGAGGAGAUGAUGACCAGUCUGAUAAGCGAGACCCCAGAUCACCCUAUUCCUUUUCUCAUCAAUCACCUGCAGACCAAGCAAGGCAGCCCCGGCAAGCUGCACAGGACACUGUCGGGCUCCGCCGCACUGUGGGCCCAGAGCUCUGCAGGAGAGAGUAAAGGACGCCGUGACUUCAGGAGUUAUGAGAAGCCCUGGCAGAUCCAUCCUAAGAAACCCAAGAAGUCUAAGAGUGAUCUGGCUGUGUCUAACAUCUCCCCUCCCUCACCAGAGUCCAAGUCCCUGCCGCGGUCCAUAGAGCACCCAUCGUGGGAGUGGAGGGAGAGCAAAGACUUUGAUGAGCUCAACCACAUCCUGCAGGAGAGCAAGAAGCUGGGCAAGGCUCUGGAGAACCUGUCACGCAGUAUCGCUGCUUCUGAUGAACUUGAUCAGAACCUUGGGGGGUAUAACUCAGUGCUGCGGCCCAGGGUUGUGGGGGAGUGGGUGGGCAGGGAGGAAGAAGAUCCAGACCCCCUGGCUGCAGAGAUGCUCCAGCCCCCAGUCCCAAGGAACAAGACUGAGGUGUGGGGGAGGGCCAACAACAGCCCCGCCUUGAGUGUGAAGAUGGAGGGGAAGAGUAAAGGGUUGAAGCAGCAGCAGCAGCACCACAAGAAGCUCCUGGCGGCCAUGUUGUCCCAGGAUUCCUUUGACUCCGCCCAUAGCUCCGCCCCCUCACUCACCGAGGAGGAAAUAGAGGAUGAGGAUGAUGCCAUGGAACUGUUGGGUGUUUUUAUAGGAGAAAGGGUGGCCGCUGUUAGCGUCAAAAUGAAGAUGCAUCUGACAAACAAGGACCUAGAUGACCUGCGUAUGGAGGGGGUAACAGGACUGGCCCCGUCAGGAAGUAAGUUCAGUCAGGGUCGUAGCUCCUACCUCCCAGAGCCCCAAGCAAAGGUCACACUCAACAUCUGCUCAAGGUGUGCAAGGCUGCAGGGGGACAGUCUGUCAGAUGCCAGUAGACCAGAAGAGGACCAGCACCAUGGACCCUCCCAGCAUGGAUCACCUCAACAUGGACCUCUCCAUGGAUCGUCUCAUCCCCUGCUCCCAGAGCAGGCUGCUGUCAACAUUCCUGAUGGAAAUGGGCCUCGUGGACCCCCCCAUCACUUACAACCUGUGCCUGAUAUCUCCUGUUGUUUUCCCGGGGUGGACACAGCGCCGGUUCGAGACCAGGAAUGCGAGAAUGUGUCUCAGGUCUCUUUCCCACGUCAGGCAGUCUGGGAGGCUGAUGUGAAGGUGGUUAAAGGAGUAGGAGGAGGGAGCUCGUCCAGGGAGCUGCUGGGACAGACGGGGGGACUGCUGCUAAGUGACUCCCUCUUCUCUAAAGAACUAGAAAACAUGGGCAAACACCUCGCUGAGGUGGAGAAGGACCUGGCCAAACUGGCGGAGCAGGGGAAACUAGCCCAGCGGAGCCCCAACAGCCCCCACAGUAGUCUGCUCCUCACCCCUCUGUUCCACACCUCCCUCCCUGGGGGAACCCUCCCCAACACUCUACCCUUACCAGGCCAGACCUCCAAACCCCCCCUCCAGACCCCAGUCCCCCCGUCCUCAGCGCCCGCUCAGCCAAGCCCAGCUCCAUAG